AUGGCGCCGACCGGUGAAGCUGUAGACAAAAUGACGCAACUGAAACGAAAGCGGAAAGCCGUGCGAAGUAAUGUUUCUCGCUUUUCUACUGAAAUUGAUACUUUGAACGAUGAUGAUUUCUCAAUUGAGAAAGUUGAAUAUAUUUGUAAUCGCUUAAAAACUACUUUAAAUGAUAUGAAACUAUUAGAUAACAAAAUUCACAACUUCCUUUCUGACGAUGAAUAUGAAAGUGAUAAUUUGCAGUGUGAAAACUACAUAGAUACUGAUGCCAAUCCACAUCUUUCUGUUGUUGAUAAACAUGUUUUCCUCAGAGGUUAUUUAGAUGGUGAAGCUAAACGCCUUGUUGAUGGAAUUAGUGUAAUAGGAGACACCUAUGAAACAACAAAAUUGUUGGAGGAAAGAUAUGGAAAUAAAGAUCGAAUUAUCCAAUCACACUUAGAUUACUUAGAGCAUUUAAAUGUUUUUCAAGACCCAUCUCCUACGCAUCUAAAUGAUCUUUACAUAGAAUGUAACAGAAGAAUUCAAGCUUUAACUGCUCUGGGUGAAAAUAUUGAAGCAUACGGUAGAAUCCUAGUGCCAAAAAUUAUUCGUGCAUUCCCCAAUGAUAUUUGUUGCCGCUGGAUUAUCUAUGCCAAGCGUGAAAAACUAAACGAAGGACAUUGGCCUCAAUAUUGUGAAACUGUUACAGACUAUGAUACUCGUGUUCAGAAACUUAAAACUUCAAAUCGCUGCUUUCUGUGUACUAACCGUGGUCAUAGAGUUUCAAACUGCCCAAGAAAAAAUACUGCACGAUGCACUAAAUGCAAGAAAAGGCAUCAUGUUUCUAUUUGUCCUCCUGUUGAAAACAAUCAACUGCGGAUAACUAACAGUGCUGUAAAUCACAUAACCUUUCCUAAAACAAUUUUCACACAUUUGCAAACUGCUCGUGUGUAUGUUACUGGCCCCACAGGCAUUACUAAAUUAACACGCUGCAUUUUAGAUGGUGGUAGCCAAGCAAGUUUUGUUCACACAAACCUCAUUGAAAAACUUAAGCUUAAAGUUGUCAGUUCUGCCUCACUUUCAGUUCAAGCAUUUGAAUCUUUUACUUCACAAGAACAACGUAGAUGUGUUCAACUGUCACUUUCAAGUUUGUGGAGCAACCAAGCAUUUUUGAUCUCCGCAUUUGAAAGCUCCAAUUCCUAUACUACACAUCCUACUGCUCCACCAGAAAUAGUUCACUUUGCUCAGAAGAAAAGAUUGAGAAUUGCUGAUCCACCGGAUGACUCUUCACUGCCCAUAGAAAUACUUAUUGGUGGUGAUCAUUAUUGGCAAAUUGUUUCCGCAGAAGCUCCAAUCAAGCUUUCAGAAUCUUUUGUUAUGGUACCGUCAGUGUUUGGAUGGGUUCUUAGUGGAACAAGAACAACGAACGAAUACUACAAUCGCUGA
This is a messenger RNA of Stegodyphus dumicola, 1425 nucleotides long. RefSeq lists its product as uncharacterized. NCBI's taxonomy places the organism in Eukaryota, Metazoa, Arthropoda, Arachnida, Araneae, Eresidae. The record is from RefSeq and is a predicted model, not a curated record.